UUAGUGAUGACGUCAAGGCUGGAAAUCAGCUUUCAGAGAUUGUUGUCGAGCACGGAAACGCUCGCUGUUGACCAGAACAAUCUUAAAGGAUUGCGAUUUCGUCGAUUAGAGACGUACGUCGGUGAGCUACAGAAUAAAUUGACAGAAUUGCAGAAAGCUAAGACAUGUGAAAAUGACGUCAUAGCCGGAUAUUCAAAGAGACUUUCGUUCCUAGCGAAUCUUAUUGAUUCAGAAAGUCAAUCAGAGGUAUCUCGUCUCUCCAAUGGGUUUGAUCAUAGCAGUCCAUCGGUCCCAUCGUCAAUCAGGCAGAGGAUUGUUCACCAGAAGAGUAUAUCUUCUGCUAAUGCGUCACCGGCAAGCAGUUAUGUGUUGAAACAGUCUACACCAGGAAGUGCCAAGGAGACGGAGAUUAAACUGAAAGUUACAUCUCGACGUGAAAAGGAUGUACGAAAGGAGUUGUUUAGAAUGGAAGAUGAAGAAAACAAACUACAUGAUGAGCAAAGAAAACCAGGCACACUUAGAGAGGAAGAAGAUGUCGAAGUGAUAAUAAAAAGGCACAACGAAAUGCAAGAACAGCUAGCUGAAGACAUGAUCCGCAUAGCAAGGAACAUGAAAGAGCACCAGUUGGCCGCAAAGAAAAUCAUAACAGACGACAACGAGAAACUGACCGAAUCGAGCAAUUUAGCCGACAGAAAUUACGAUCGAUUGAAGACAGAAACAGAACGAGUGCAAGAGCACACGAGACGGUCAUGCUCAUGUUGGAUAUGGCUCAUGGUCAUCGUCGUCUGCAUAGUCUUCAUAUGGAUGAUCCUAUUCAUACGCAUCGUUCCAAAGAGAUGACAACAGAAACCUCUAUACUAUACAAUAGCAGACUAGAACAUUGCAAUGCAGGUUUGUAUAUUUGAAGAUAGUCUGCCGCCUGUUGUUAGUCCAAUGACGUGAAAUUGAAGAAAGGUGCAUGACAUAUUGCCAUCAUUACUGCAUGUGUGUCUGCAC
Corticium candelabrum is the source of this 996-nucleotide messenger RNA. RefSeq names its product vesicle transport protein USE1-like. The coding region runs from base 7 to 840 and encodes 277 amino acids. Gene Ontology annotation, cellular component: SNARE complex; endoplasmic reticulum. Gene Ontology annotation, molecular function: SNAP receptor activity. The transcript has 7 exons. NCBI's taxonomy places the organism in Eukaryota, Metazoa, Porifera, Homoscleromorpha, Homosclerophorida, Plakinidae. The record is from RefSeq and is a predicted model, not a curated record. Gene Ontology annotation, biological process: retrograde vesicle-mediated transport, Golgi to endoplasmic reticulum.